Molecule: messenger RNA, 2605 nt
Organism: Linum tenue
Lineage: Eukaryota; Viridiplantae; Streptophyta; Magnoliopsida; Malpighiales; Linaceae
Source: the annotation of a GenBank genome assembly
CCAGAAAUCAGGAAAAAAUUCAGCUUCUCGGUAAGCUUUGCUUUGCUGCCACUACCAUCGCCAAUCAUGCGGCCGCUCUACCUCUCUUGCUGUUCCUCAUCUUCUCGCUACCUUUCCCCGAUUACAUUCUUCUCUUCUUCUUCUUCUUCCUCCCUUCUCCCCAAACCAAUCCUCCCGACUUUCCGGACCAAUCCCGGAUUCAAAUUCACUCAAUCAAGAUCCCGUCUUUCGAUUCGGAAUUGCAGUUCCAUCUCCGCCAAGCCGUCUUCUGAGCUCCGGAAAAAGAAGGGCUCCUUAGACAGCUCCAAGCCAGAGGACAAGAAGCUCCGAGCUCUUCGCCAGCUCUUCUCCAAGCCCGGGAUUGGAAUCGACGCUUACGUUAUCCCUUCUCAGGAUGCUCACCAGAGUGAAUUCAUUGCCGAGUGUUAUAUGCGGAGAGGGUUUAUCUCUGGGUUUACCGGAAGCGCGGGGACUGCUGUGGUUACUAAGGACAAGGCAGCUCUUUGGACGGAUGGCCGUUAUUUUCUCCAGGGUGAGAAGCAGUUGAAUUCUAGUUGGAUUCUGAUGCGGUCCGGGAAUCUUGGAGUUCCAACAGCUAGUGAAUGGUUGAAUGAUGUCUUGGCUCCUGGAGCCAAAGUUGGCAUUGAUCCUGUGAGCAAUUUUGUAUCUGACUUCGAUGAAACUGAACAGUUCCUUUUCUCUUUUGAUGCUGCUGAGGAAUUGAAGGAAGACAUAGCGAGGAAGGAUCACGAACUAGUCUACUUGUAUGAUGUGAACCUUGUGGAUGAGAUAUGGAAAGAAUCGAGGCCAGGUCCUCCAAAUUCGCCUAUCAGGGUGCAUGAACUGAAAUAUGCUGGCGUCGAUGUUGUGUCGAAGUUAUCUUUUCUCAGGUCUCAGCUUGUUGAUGCUGGUUGUUCGGCGAUUGUUGUUUCGAUGCUUGAUGAAAUUGCUUGGCUCCUGAACUUGCGAGGCGGCGAUGUUCCCAAUUCUCCUGUUAUGUAUGCAUAUUUGGUGGUCACGAUGGAUGAUACCAAAUUGUUUGUUGAUAGUUCAAAAGUCACUCCAGAGGUCUCACACCAUUUGAAGAAUGCAGGUGUCGAGUUGAGGCCAUAUGGCUCCAUUCUUUCUGAGAUUGAGAGUUUGGCGUUGAAAGGUACUGAACUAUGGUUGGAUCCAUCUUCUAUUAAUGCUGCCAUAGCGAAUACCUACAAGGCUGCUGGUGACAAACACUUGGAAAGCCUUGGAAGUGAAGAUAACAGCAAGAGUAAGAAUCCUAAAGUAUCUAAUGGCUCCAGUGGUCAAUCUUGGGGACCAUGUGGAGUUUAUAGGGCAUCCCCUAUCUCUUUGGCAAAAGCUGUGAAAAAUCCUUGCGAGUUAGAAGGCAUGCGAAAUGCUCACCUGAGAGAUGCAGCUGCCUUAGCACAGUUUUGGACUUGGCUCGAGGAUGAAAUUCACAAGGGUGCAAAGCUAACAGAAGUUGAUGUUUCUGAUAAACUGCUUGAAUUUCGUCAACAACAGGAUGGAUUCAUCGACACUAGCUUUGAUACAAUUAGUGGUUCUGGUGCAAAUGGCGCAAUCAUACACUACAGACCUGAACCAGGGAAUUGUAGCAUUGUGGAUUCAAAGAAGCUCUUUUUAUUAGACAGUGGAGCUCAAUACGUUGAUGGAACCACAGACAUAACAAGGACAGUGCACUUUGGCGAACCAACUGCACAUGAAAAGGAAUGCUUCACCCGGGUUUUACAGGGCCAUAUUGCACUGGAUGAAGCAGUAUUCCCUGCAACUACCGUUGGCUUUGUACUGGAUGCGUUUGCACGUUCCUUUCUAUGGAAAAUCGGCCUUGAUUACCGCCACGGGACGGGACAUGGCGUGGGAGCUGCUCUGAAUGUUCACGAAGGCCCUCAAAGUAUCAGCUUCCGAUAUGGGAACACGACUCCCUUGCAGAAGGGCAUGAUAGUCAGCAACGAGCCUGGAUACUACGAAGAUCAUGCUUUUGGAAUCCGAAUUGAGGUACAGUUGCAAUAUUCACUGGACUGGAUCUACAAACCUGCUCAUCCUAACCGCUUGAAAUUCAUCUCUGGUGGCUUUAUAUCACAGAAUCUCCUUCAUGUGAAAGAGGCAAACACUAAAUACCGUUUUGGGGGAAUAGGCUAUCUGGCUUUUGAGAAACUCACGUUCGUCCCCAUUCAGAAAAAAAUGGUGGAAGUAUCGUUGCUAUCUGAUGCAGAGAUUGAUUGGCUUAACGAUUACCAUUCACAAGUCUGGGAGAAGGUGUCUCCUCUGGUUGAAGGUUCUGCUUCACAAUGGCUUUGGGACAACACGCGACCGCUGGUCCGGCAGUGAUUAAGCUCCUCGGCUUCAGAGUCUCCCUUGUAUUGUAUAGAAGGAGAACCUUGCUCCCCAUUUUCUAUUUUGUUGCACUGUUCACCAUUAUACACACAAUAAUUUGGGUUGAUUGAUAUUGGAUUCCGUGGUCCUACAUUUACCCGGUCUAAUCACGGUUCUGGGAGUUUGUUGGUGGAAACUCGUUUGGACUUUGGACCGAGUUCUUUACUCAUCUCUCCGAUAUCGGGUCGCUGGCAGCGCCGUCGUUCUAAACCAAAAC